Ostrinia furnacalis (Asian corn borer) is the source of this 3157-nucleotide messenger RNA. Its product is annotated as RNA cytidine acetyltransferase l(1)G0020. Gene Ontology annotation, molecular function: tRNA binding; 18S rRNA cytidine N-acetyltransferase activity; ATP binding. Gene Ontology annotation, cellular component: 90S preribosome; nucleolus. The coding region runs from base 129 to 3086 and encodes 985 amino acids. The record is from RefSeq and is a predicted model, not a curated record. NCBI's taxonomy places the organism in Eukaryota, Metazoa, Arthropoda, Insecta, Lepidoptera, Crambidae. Gene Ontology annotation, biological process: rRNA acetylation involved in maturation of SSU-rRNA. The transcript is spliced from 20 exons.
UCUAUCUGUCAAAACAAAUAACAUGCGUAAUUUUUAGGUUAGAAAAACUUUUAGCCAAACUAAAAAAUAUGACACGCGUUAAGUUUUAACAGUUUUCUCAGAAAUACAUAGUUUAUUAAUUAGUGAAAAUGGUGAAGAAGAAGAUCGACAACCGUAUCAGGGUUAUGAUUGAGAAUGGAGUCAAGUUGGGACAUAGGACUAUGUUUCUUCUUGUGGGAGAUAAAAGUAGGGACCAGGUGCCAAUCUUGUACGAUAUGUUGUUAAAAUCCACCGUAAAAGCGAGGCCUACUGUGCUGUGGUGCUAUAAAAAUAAAGACGAAGCUAUUAGCAAUCAUGGUCGUAAAAGAGCAAAGAAAAUAGCAGCAGGAAAGCUGGAGGUAUCAGAAGAGUCACUAUUUGAUGCAUUUCGAGUAGCUACUACAAUCCACGGAAGAUAUUACUCAGAGAGUCAUGCCAUGCUGGGUCAAACGUACGGUGUUUGUGUUCUGCAGGACUUCGAAGCCCUGACUCCAAAUUUAAUGGCUCGCACUAUAGAGACAGUCGAAGGCGGUGGAUUGAUCAUAUUCUUGCUCAAAACUAUGGACUCUUUACGGCAGCUACAUUCAAUUACCAUGGAUGUUCAUUCAAGAUUCAAAACGGAAGCUCACGAUGCAGUAGUGAACAGAUUCAAUGAGCGGUUUCUGUUAUCACUGGCCGACAACCCCAGAUGUCUCAUUUUAGACGACAAUCUGACUGUAUUGCCUAUUUCGUCGAAGACGGCACAAGUGGAGCCUGUUCAUGCUACACCAGAGCGUGUAAACCCAAAGCUGACAGAGCUAGUGUCAUCUUUGUCGGACUCGCCGCCCGCCGGCCCACUGGUGGCUCUCUGCCGGACCUACGAUCAAGCGACUGCCCUAGUAGCUCUUAUCAACACCUUAGCUGAUAAACAAUCCAGGCCUCCACACUGCCUAACCGCCGCCCGAGGUCGGGGCAAAUCCGCGUGUCUCGGCCUAGCAGUCUCCGCCGCGGUUGCCCUAGGCUACGUCAACAUCUACGUCACUUCCCCUCACCCUGAGAAUUUAAUCACGCUCUUUGAGUUCGUACUCAAAGGUCUGGAUGCGUGUCUGUACCAGGAGCACAUAGAUUAUAACAUCGUGAGGUCCACGAACCCCGAUUUCAAGAAGGCAAUUGUGAGGAUCAAUAUCGCGAGGAAUUCGAGGCAGACUGUUCAGUACAUCACACCAGACGACCACUCGUUACUGGCGGCGGCAGACUUAGUGCUAGUAGACGAAGCGGCCGCCAUUCCUUUAGCGCACGUAUCAGCCGCCGCACAGAAGGCGCCACUAGCGCUUCUAUCUUCUACAGUGUCAGGAUAUGAAGGCACGGGCCGCGCGCUAUCGCUCAAGUUGUUCGCACAGCUGCAGAACAAACACAACGCCCCGCCCCCGAUCAAACUAGAAGAGCCGAUCAGAUACCGUGCCGGUGACCCGGUGGAAUCCUGGCUAAACUCUCUCUUAUGUCUGGAGGCUCCGGCGCCGUCUAUAGGCGUGGGUGCUCCGCCCCCGGCCGCCUGCGAAUUGUACAGAGUCAACAGAGAUGCUCUGUUCUGUUACCAUCGCGCUGCCGAGGCGUUCCUGCAUAGAUUAGUCGCUAUAUACGUGGCCAGUCACUAUAAGAACAGUCCAAACGACAUCCAAUUACUAGCGGACGCGCCGGCCCACUGCCUGUUCGUGCUACUGGCGCCCACGCCGCCCAACGCGACCUCCAUGCCAGAAGUGCUGUGCGUGAUACAGCUGUGCCUCGAGGGAAGCAUAUCCGAGAAGUCGGUUAAAGACAGCCUCGGUCGCGGUCGCAAGGCGGCUGGUGACUUGAUUCCAUGGAACAUCUGUGAGCAGUUCGGAGACAAAGAUUUCCCUAAGCUAUCCGGAGCCAGGAUAGUGAGGAUAGCCACGCAUCCGUCUUAUCAGAGAAUGGGCUACGGUAAACGCGCGCUGCAACAAUUAGCUUCAUACUAUAGCGGAGACAUCCCGUGCCUUGAUGAGCCUGCGUCCGACGAUGAAGAUCAAGCUUGCCGGCCUGAUGAUACAUUACACACAGAAACCAUCGUGCCCAGAGCCAAGCCACCGACACUACUGAAGCGGUUGUCAGAGGUCAGAGCAGAAGAGCUAGACUACCUUGGAACUAGUUUUGGUCUGACUGAGGAACUGAUCAAGUUCUGGAAGUCGCAGAAAUAUGUGCCUGUUUAUCUUAGUCAAAAAGCCAACGAGCUGACCGGCGAGCAUUCGUGCAUCAUGCUGCGAGCGCUCGGGCUCGGCGCUUGGCUCGCCGCCUACAGCGCCGACUUUCGCCGCCGCCUCGCACGCCUACUGGCCCGGUCUCUAAGGAAAUUACCGGCGGCGCUAGCUUUGACUACGAUGGUUAAUGAUAAUGUGGCUGUGGACAGACCAGUGAUCACCAAGCAGCGGAUAGCCCAGUACCUCUCAGGGCACGACCUGGGCCGCCUGGAGGCCUACUGCCGCCAGCAGGCCGACUACCGCCUCGUCUGCGACUUGUUGCAACCAGUAGCCGAGCUGGUGUUCCACUGCAAGGCCAAUGUCAAGCUGGACGCGGUCCAACAGGUGAUCCUCAUAGCCAUGGGCUUCCAAAUGAAGGACGUGGACGACAUAGCGGGCGAGCUCGGCUUACCCGGGUCUCAGAUCCUGGCCAAGUUCUACGAGGCCUGCAAGAAGAUUAACGCCGCCAUCAACGCUGUGCUAGAAGACACUGUGGCUAAAGAAAUAGGCAUAGACGACAAGAGCGCCGAGGACGCCCAAACCGACGGGCCGGUGAAGCAGAGCCUGCAAGACGAACUGUCGAAGGCUGCUAAGGAACUGGAGCGCAAGCAACGCAAGGAGCUGUCCCGCCUGAUGGGCGAGGACCUGGCGCAGUACCGCAUCAAGGGCAGCGAGGUGGACUGGCAGCAGUCGCUUGCUGCAUCCAAGCAGAAACACUUGGUCUCCGUCAAGAGUGGCGAGAAGCGUUUGGGCGACGACAGCAAAGAAAUCGAUGACCUCAUAGACGCACACAACAACAAGGCGAAGAAGAAAAAGAAGCACUCUAGAAACUAAUAAAUGAUCCUGAUCAAAGGUGCCUUUUAUUUUGUCUUUUACUGUCAGUUAAGUACACACUUGACAUAACA